CUCCUUCUUCAUUGCCUCUGUCACUUGUGUAGUUGUGUGCAUAAAGAAUAUCUAUCUCCCAUGGCCACUCUUCUCUAAAACUGAAGGUACAGCGUUCGUGCUUCUUCCUUCCAUAAAAAGGCUUCCGCCGGAAACCUCGGCUCGCCGGAGAACUGAACAAACGCCUUCGAUAUCCCGGCAGCGUUCGAUUUCCGAUUGAAAAAAGCAUGAAAGUUGGAAACUUUUUCUAAAUCCGGAUCAAGAUAUUUCUGGGAUUUAGUAAACUUUUCGGGAAGCUUUAUUGUUGUUAGUUUGAAUUGGAAGUCUGUUUAGCUUUUCGGGUGAGUGAGAAAAUGGGAGUGAAAGUUGCGGCGGCGGCGGCGACGUGUUUGCAUUGGUCACAGCCUUCGGUUUCUCGGUCGCCGUCUUUUGCUCAAACCCUCGCGUCGGUAAUUUCAUCUCCUUCCCAGAAACGACGUAGUUUGAUAUGUAGUGAACGGUCCGGUUUGUUCGGAGCUCAUUCGCCGAACCUCUCCCGGUCCCGAUCGUGUCAGUACCCGAACCGCCGGGUCCGAUUGAUCCGACGAGCCUGCAGUGGUAGCCUAAGUUCUUUCUCGAACGAGGAAUUUUCUCAAGAACCAGGGAGUUAUUCUGGUGCCAUGUUUUCCGAUAAUCAGAAACCUUUUGAUGUGGUGGAGCCGGAGCCGCCGGGUUGGGCCGGGAGGGAGGAGAUGAUUCCGGCGAGCAUUGAACGGAAGGCCAACAGCGUUGAUCUCCCCCUAUCUCUCAGGAUCAUAAAGAGAAAGAAGCAAUGGCAAAAGGGGGUGAGAGAGGCAGGGGAAUCAGCAUAUUGUUCUGUGAAGAAAGCAUUCUCAAACAUGGUUCUCAUAAUCCGAGAACUCAACACCUAUCUUCUGCAGACGAGAGAAAUGCUGUCUUAUGAAGAGCUUCAAGGGGUUCUAAUCAGGGUCGAGAAGGAGAUCCACGCCUCGUUCGUGUGGCUCUUCCAGCAAGUCUUCUCCCAUACCCCAACUCUCAUGGUGUAUGUGAUGAUCCUUCUGGCCAAUUUCAGUGUCCAUUCCAUGGCCACCACUGCUGCUGUAACACCCACCAUUGAAGCUGUUUCUAUUGUGAAUGAUGAUCAUCAAAAGUUCGAUUCUUCAGCCAUUAAAACCUUUUCGAUCUCCUCAUCCAAUGGCAAUAGCACAACGAUUGAUGGAAGCAAUGGUGGUGGUGGUGGGAAGUACAGACCGGUUGCUAAUGGCACGGAUGGUGAUGGCGGAUUUGACAGACAAUUGUCUUCAGAUGGGAAGUCUUCUAUCGGGAACAUGACUAGGACUAGCGAAGACGAGUCUGUGUCUGGCCAAGUUGCCAGGGAAGACGAGUUGAGGCUGUGGGAUUCGAUUGUUGAUGAGGCUUCAAGAAUGCAGUCUGUACUAAGAGAUGAAUCUCUGGGCCAUGGAGCAAUAUUUGUGUCACCCGUGUAUGCAAAGAUUGAAUCCGAUGAUUAUAGCGAUUACUUCAGAACUGAGAUGAUGUAUCAGAUAGGACUUGAUCAAGAACCCAACAAUUCCAUGUUACUCGCAAAUUAUGCUCAGUUUCUUCACCUAGUUGCCCAAGACUAUGACAGAGCGGAGGAAUACUUCAAGAGAGCAACGGGGGUAGAACCGAGGGAUGCUGAUGCACUGAACAAAUACGCGACAUUUCUUUGGCAGGUGAGGAAGGACCUUUGGGGUGCUGAGCAAAGAUACCAAGAUGCUGUUGCUGCUGCUGAGCCUAACAACUCCUUCUAUGCAGCAUGCUAUGCUCAUUUCCUGUGGAGCACUGGCGGCGAGGACACUUGCUUCCCUCUCGACACCAGCAACGAAUGAUGUUUAAUCCCCCAACCGAAACAUGGGAAAAUAGCAGCACGUAAGAUGUAGGAUACGCGAUACACAACACUGUUUUUAAUCCUGUUAUGAACUUGUUCAUAAUCAAUCUGUAGCUAGCCUUGAAGGGGAUGGAGUCCAUGUCCAUGGCUUAAAAGUUAAAACUGUUUGGUCAUUGGCUUCUUCUGUCACCUGAAGAGCUGUGGUGGAGGAGAAUGGGAUUCUGGUGGUUCUUAAGAGUUCAAGAAAAGAAGGUUUGUUUGUUCUUUUCACAACAGCCUUACUCCAUAUUGCAGGAAUGCAGGGCCAGAAACAAGAAGACUGCUUUGUUUGUGUUUCUCUGUAUUCUUCUCUUCUUGUUCAUCCCUCUUUACUAAAACUUUAUGUUUGAGUCAUGUGUUGAUUGGUAUAGAAUCACAUGCCCAAUUGUAAUUAAACUUUAAUUUGUUUAAUAUCUUAAUAGAUAUAUAUAUAUUUUUGUCA
This is a messenger RNA of Ipomoea nil (Japanese morning glory), 2330 nucleotides long. RefSeq lists its product as uncharacterized. Gene Ontology annotation, molecular function: protein binding. The transcript has 3 exons. Bases 333 to 1850 code for a protein of 505 amino acids. The record is from RefSeq and is a predicted model, not a curated record. Lineage: Eukaryota; Viridiplantae; Streptophyta; Magnoliopsida; Solanales; Convolvulaceae.